Molecule: messenger RNA, 4705 nt
Organism: Mya arenaria
Lineage: Eukaryota; Metazoa; Mollusca; Bivalvia; Myida; Myidae
Product: sialate O-acetylesterase-like
Exons: 12
Coding region: 117-1967 (616 amino acids)
Biological process (GO): carbohydrate metabolic process
Molecular function (GO): sialate O-acetylesterase activity
Source: RefSeq, a predicted model, not a curated record
UCCGUACUGUCGUUUAUCUGGCAAUACUACAAUCCGUACUGUACCUUAGGCUCUUCGGUCUUAUGUUGUCGAUUUAAUAUGAGCAACAAUGAGUAAAAGUUUUUAGGAAAUUAAAUAUGUUUUACACAAUUUUUACAAUGCACAGUAAUAUAAUUUGUUUUCUGAUACUUUGCUGCUUUUGUUUUACUUGUUGUCAUCUGCAAGAACGAGUUGAAGAAUUCAACAUUGAUGUUCAAAAAUUUCAAAGGGAACUGGUUCCAUUUCAAGAUGUUGCCGAAAUUCAGUCAAGUACAAAAGGCAUCAUCAAGCAGGCAAAUUUCUCCUUUGCGUCCUACUACAAUGACCAGAUGGUUCUGCAAGGAUCCCCACGCAAGGCGAUGGUGUGGGGCUAUGCAACAAAUGGCACACAGGGGAUGCCUGUCUUACUAACUGUGGCAGCUUUGAAUUCCACUGACACUUACAAGACAGUUGUUACACAACAGCUCAUAUGGAGUGUUGCAAUUGGUCCCUACGAGGCUGGAGGGCCAUACAAUGUGUCUGCCAAGCUGAAGUCUUCUGUGAUUACACUAACAGACAUCCUGUUUGGAGAUGUGUGGAUCUGCUCGGGUCAGUCCAACAUGCAGUACCCCAUGAGUAAAGUGUUCAACAGCACAGCAGAGCUGGCAGACACUGUCAACUACCCGGAUAUUCGGGUGUUUGUUGUGAAUGACAAGACAUCAAACAUGCCCCUCUCUGACCUUUCUGCCAAUGGUGGAAUACUUCUUCCAUGGACCAAGCCAUCUCCAGGUAAGGCCACCCACAUCUCUGACCUGUCUGCCAAUGGUGGAAUACUUCCUCCAUGGUCCAAGCCAUCUGCAGCCACCAUUGGAGGAAAGCAGUUCACCCAAUUUUCCGCAGUGUGUUGGCUCUAUGGGAAAUACCUGUAUCAGCAGCUGAAAAAACCUCUAGGUUUGGUAGAAACAAGCUGGGGUGGAACUCCUGUAGAAGCCUGGUCCUCUCCUGACGUCCUCAACAAAUGUGGCCUGAAACAGACCAAUCAGACCAAUCAACUGACACACCAUUAUGAGAGCAAUAACACCAUUGCACCUCUGGAAGGGCCUCAAGAGUUCUCUGUACUGUGGAAUGCAAUGAUCCACCCACUCCUGAACAUGUCAAUAUAUGGCGCCAUCUGGUAUCAGGGUGAAAACAAUGCCCUGGCUGGGCAUCACAUGGACAAGUAUAACUGUACGUUCCCUGGUAUGAUUGAUGACUGGAGGAAGAAGUUUCAUGCCUCCAGUGACACAGACUCUACAUUCCCUUUUGGUUUUGUGCAGCUAGCAGGCUAUCGGCCAGACUACUCGAUCAGUUCAGGUUUCCCGGACAUUCGGUGGCACCAAACGGCUGACUAUGGCUACGUUCCGAACCACCGUCUACGCAAAGUGUUUAUGGCUGUUGCCAUGGAUCUGCCAGACUUCCAAUCCCCUUUAGGAGCAAUUCAUCCCCGAGACAAGCAGGAUGUGGCUCGCCGUCUGGUGCUGGGUGGGCUGGCGGUGGGUUACGGACGGAAUGUGUCAUUUCAAGGCCCAUACCCAGUACAGGUGCACGUAUCACGGGAGCUACCCUACAACUAUACACAAGUCGAGAUACAGUAUUCAAUGGCUCUUACCCAGCUGUGGCUGGAUGGAUUUGAAAUCUGCUGUUCAUUUGCACGUCCAGCUGUGUGUGAGACGGGGAAGUCCUGGUGGCUGCCCACCACGACCAUGCAGGCAUACGACAGAGCUAAUGUGACAGAAAGCUACGCAUCCCAGUGUGACUUGGAGAGUCUUGUAGGCGUACGCUAUGCCUGGAAGGAGUCCCCGUGCCCCUUCAAGAAUUGUGCCAUCUACGGGACCCAAAACCACCUCCCCAUGCCUCCCUUCACUUACCACGGAGAGAGAUUUACCCGCCAUUUCAAGGCUGAUGGCAGUUUUCAUGUGGUUAUCAAAUGAUAAUCUAUGAUAUUCAAGAGAGUGAAGUUGUCAAUGUUGUCAUACUGAAUACAGUUUUGUUUUGCAUCAAAGAUGCUAUGUAUAUGUUGCUUAUUUAGACAUUUAUUUAACAUAAUGGAGGCUGAACUAUUGUAGAUUUAUAAUCUAUUUAUUAUAAUGAAAUGGGUUUUUCUUAUUAUAAAAUUUAUAUUAAGUUUGAGAUAAUGCCAUAGAUGUUAUGCUAAGUUGUUAAAGCACUUUCAAGAUCAAAGCUACUACUGAUUAUAAUGAGAAAAUUCAUUGAGUAAAAUUGUGCAAUGCAUAUUGUAAUAAGUCUGUGAUAUUUUGGAGAAAAAAUCACUGAGAUUAUGCUAAACUUUUUAUAGUUUAAGGUCAAAGGUUGUUUUAAGUCUUGAUGUCAUCAGCCGCAUUGUCAUGGUGCAUUUUUUCACCUUGGCCAUAACUCAUGAGCUGUUAAAGAUACUCAAAUGAAACAUGGUACAUAUCUUGCCAGACUCAGUACACACAUGAACAGGAAGGCCCAUAACUCUGGCUUUUAUAAAAAAAAUCAGUUAUGCACCUUGGUUGACUGGGGGAAAAACAGACAAGCAUUGGCUUUCGCACUGCUGCACUCUUGUUCUGUAUACAUUUUUUAAGCAAUAUAUUGCUAUUUUGAUAUCUUGUACAUUCCAUACUGCGUAUUCACAUUACAUGCGUUUUAUAUGAAUCUCAUGUUAAAGUUUCAGUUAAAAGUAUUUACUGCUUAUAAUAAUAAUAAUAUGAUUUGCAGAUCUGCUUUGUUUACAAUCAGUUUAAAUUUUUAUAGUUGAUGUGGGCUUCAUCAUAUCAAUUCCAUUUGAUCAUGUGUAAAUUGUUGUGCCUUAGCUUAAAUUGUAUAAUCAUUUAAAAAAAAGAAAAAGAAAAACAGUGGGACGAACAGUUUCUCUUAGGCCUUGAACCUAUUGUGCCUGUAAACCAUGGUGUAUAUUUUAUUUUGGCUUCUAGGGCCGUAUUAAAUGUAAUUUGUAUUUUAACCUUUGACCUGCCUCAGUGAUACCAUUCCCUCUAUAGUUCAGUUAUUUUUACAGUCCUAUCAAAUCACAUUGAUUCUAAUCUUAACCUAUUUUUCAUUAUUUUUAAAGUAUAAUCGAAUCACUCUAUUCUAAUCUUCAAUUUAAGUUUAAUCUAAGUUGUUUUUGAACAUGGCCCCUGGGGUGUAUACGUUGUAUUAUUUUAUUAUAUUUUAGUUGGAAAAUACUGCUCUUAGUAUAAUCAAAAUGAAAAGUUAAUAUUAUCAAAAUAGGAACAUAGAGACAAUAAAAUUUAUGAAUGUAACAGUUUAUAAGUUACAAAUUUACUAAUGUAUAACAUGGGUUUCUUGAGUAACACAUGUAUAAAUGUAGCACAUGGGUUUCUUGAGAAACAGAUUGAUGAAUGUAUCACAUGGGUUUCUUGAGUAACAAGAUUAUAAAUGUAUCACAUGGGUUUCUUGAGUAACAAGAUUAUAAAUGUAUCACAUGGGUUUCUUGAGAAACAGAUUGAUGAAUGUGUCACAUGGGUUUCUUGAGAAACAGAUUGAUGAAUGUAUCACAUGGGUUUCUUGAGAAACAGAUUGAUGAAUGUAUCACAUGGGUUUCUUGAGUAACAAUUUAAAAAGAAAAUCAUGAAUGUAUCACAUGGGAUACUAGAGUAAUAAAUUAAUGAAUGUAUCACAUGGGUUUCUUGAGUAACAAUUUAAAAAACAAAUUCAUGAAUUUAUCACAUGGGUUUCUUGAGUAACAAGUUUACAAAUGUAACGCAUGGAAUUCUACAGUAGCAAAUUUAUAAAUGUAUCACAUGGGUUUCUUGUUGAACAAAUUUAUAAAUGUAUCACAUGGGUUUCUUGUUGAACAAAUUUAUAAAUGUAUUACAUGGUUUCUUGUUGAACAAAUUUAUAAAUGUAUCACAUGGGUUUCUUGUUGAACAAAUUUAUAAAUGUAUCACAUGGGUUUCUUGUUGAACAAAUUUAUAAAUGUAUCACAUGGGUUUCUUGUUGAACAAAUUUAUAAAUGUAUCACAUGGGUUUCUUGUUGAACAAAUUUAUAAAUGUAUCACAUGGGUUUCUUGUUGAACAAAUUUAUAAAUGUAUCACAUGGGUUUCUUGUGGAACAAAUUUAUAAAUAUAUCACAUUUGUUUCUAGUUGAACAAAUUUGUAAAUGUAUCAUAUGGGUUUCUAGAGUAACAAAUUUAUAAUGUUUCACAUGGGUUUCUAUUGUUACAAUAUUUUUUAACAUAUCACAUGGGUUUUUGAUUAACAAGUUUAUAAAUAUAUCAUAAUAACACUAAGCUGGCUGGACCAGCAUUUAUUGAUAAGACUAUUUCUUUAUUUUUGUGUUAUAAGGAUUCAAAAAGUGCUUCAAGCAAUAUCUUAAGAAUAAUCUUACAACUAUUGAAAUAUAAUUAAGAUUUUUUACCUAUACCGAAUGUCAGCUUGUUUGUGUGUUUGUAUUUGUGUGUAAGUGGUGUAAGUUUGUUUAUUGUAUUUGAUUAUGUGGUGAUUAUACAUGUGUGUCUCUAGUUCAUUGCUGUUUGGGCCCUUAAGGGGCCUUGUGCUCCUAAACAGGGUUUAUUUUUGAAUGUUUCGACUUCUGGGCAUGUCCCUGUAUUUUUUUAUUGUAUAAUGUAUUAUCUAUUCAGAAGUGAUUUUGUGAUAUUAAGGAAUAUACCAUAUAUAAAUGACUUGUAUUCUUGUAUUGAAUAAAAUUAUUUUCCCCUGUUA